Molecule: messenger RNA, 1815 nt
Organism: Chelonus insularis
Lineage: Eukaryota; Metazoa; Arthropoda; Insecta; Hymenoptera; Braconidae
Gene: Zmynd10
Product: zinc finger MYND-type containing 10
Exons: 4
Coding region: 196-1509 (437 amino acids)
Biological process (GO): motile cilium assembly; outer dynein arm assembly; inner dynein arm assembly
Cellular component (GO): centriolar satellite; cytoplasm
Source: RefSeq, a predicted model, not a curated record
AAUAGAUUUUUUACUAGCACUAAUUUACAAAAUUAAUCAUUAAUAUUUUUUACGUAGUUUGUAUGACUUUUUAUUAAUGGGUUCUUGAUUAUUCAAUAAAUAUCUUCAAAGUAUCCAAGGAAACAGAAUUAUCCAAGGAAACAGUUUAUAGGAACACUUCUAUAUUGUAGAAAUAAAAUUUCUAUUUGCAGAAAAAUGUCAGAAGAAUAUGAAUACAUAUUGCAACCUUGGGAGAUCGAAAGUUAUAUCGAAAAUUUAGAAAUAUCUGAUCUAGAAGAUAUUGGUAAAACAUCAUGGUUUGAAUACCAUAAAAAACUCAUGCAUUUGAAUCAACAAAGUAUCCUAGAUAUCAGUCACAUGCAUGAUGAAGCUGUUAAAGAAUGGUUUGUUACUUUUCAAAAAAUUCCUAUUUUAAUUCAUGAAGCAAUACAAAUAUCAAUUUGGAAACAGAAAAUAUUCCCAUAUUUAAUCGAAUCAAACAAAGAGUUAUCCAAUACUUUUAUGAUUUAUAGUAUCUUGUAUCAUGAAAACAUUGCAGUGUCUCUUAUGGAAAAUAUUUUAUUUCAUUCUGAUAGCAUUGAGUCUAUGGAUGAUUCUACUCUAGACCUCAUUGAUUAUGCUGUUAGCUAUCUAACAUCUAUUAUUUUUCCUAAAACAAAAACAAAUGUACAAAGGCCUGAUAAUUCAUGGACUACAGAGAUAUUAAUUAAAAAAGAUGAAAUUGAAUUUGAUAUUAGUAUUAAAUGUAUUGCAAUCAUAGGGUAUCUUGCAACUCGUUCUGAUAAUUUACCAUUAGCUUUUUUGAAGCGAUUGCUAUCAACCCAUGAUGUACCAUAUUUAUUUACUCAGUUAAUUGAAAAGAAGCCUUGGAUUAAAGUUAUUAAUGGAGAGAGAAUGAUAUAUACAUCAAAAUGGGAUAGAGUAACAAAAGGAGAAGAAGACAAGAUAAGUAAAAUAGAAGGACAGAUUUGGAUUUGUUUGAGAGGAUUACUUUUGAACCCUAAAUGUGCUCCUUAUUAUCAAAUUACUCAGUUUAGAAUAUCGGAAUUGACAAAAUUGCAAAAAUAUUUACAUGAAAAAGUUCUUGAUCAAAUUUCUCCUUUAAUUGAUCUACGACGAUGGUUAAGCUAUUUAAAUAUUUCUUCACAGCCUUCAGAAACUAAACCUACGAUUUGUGUUGAACUUAUUCCACAGAUUCAAGCAACUAUCUUAGAAAAGUAUAAAAAACAGUGGAAAAAAUUAGCUGAUACACAACUUCAGCUCUUUCAUAGUAAGGAUAUGAAUUACGUAAAAGAAACAGCACAAGUUCUAAGUGAUGCUUAUGAUGUAGAUAAAAUCAUUUUUGAAGAGAAAGAUAAAUGUGCUUUGUGCAAAGAAGUUGCUUCUAAACGAUGUUCAAAAUGUAAAAGUGUUUGGUAUUGUGGGAGAGCAUGUCAAGUUAAAGAUUGGAAUACUCAUAAAAAAAUUUGCGAACAAUUAGUAAAGAAAAUGGGAGAUGCUGAGAAAUGAAAUUUCACUUCUACAAAAAUAAUUAUACAAUUAAAUAAAAUUUUGUUGUUUUAUUAAAAUUAUCUUAGUGUACAGAAUUUUGCUUUAAAUAUUCCAUCAAGAUAUCUUUAGCAGGAGUCUCAUCGCCGAAAUCCUGGAAUAAAUUCAUUUUUUUUAGACAAAAUGCUACAUUAUUUAGAAAUUUUAGAUUUAAAUACAAAAACUAUGUCAGACAAGGCUUUCUCAGCAUGGUUUUAUUGGGUUCAUUUCAGUAGAGGGAGCCUAGAUUCUCAUCAUAUAAAUUGAAUAAAAUAAGUAUAAUUAAAA